AUGUCAUCGGUCGUCAGUCCCCUCGACCAGCCUUCAAACUAUAAGGACUCACAAUCCCGCGUAGACCGUCAGAAACAACAUGAUUACCUCUCAAAGUCCUCAACACUUUACAUCGGCAAUUUGAGCUUCUAUACAACGGAGGAACAAAUAUACGAUAUAUUCACAAAAUGUGCCAGCCCGGAGGAUGGAGGAGGAGUGAAGCGAAUCAUCAUGGGCCUUGACCGCCACACCAGAACACCCUGUGGGUUUUGCUUUGUCGAAUUUUACACGCAUGCAGAAGCUCUAGCGUCUAUGCGAUACAUCAGCGGCACCAAGCUAGAUGAGCGUAUCAUCCGUUGUGACCUUGAUCUGGGCUACCGAGAUGGUAGACAGUUUGGACGUGGAAAAAGUGGCGGUCAAGUCCGAGACGAGCACAGACAAGACUAUGACCCUGGGCGUGGUGGUUGGGGAGCGCAAGCCCAGCGUCUGGAGAUUGAACGAAGACGUGAAGUGGAAGAACGAUACGCGGACACAGAACAGGGCGGUCCUGUUGCGGGUGGCGGAGAAGACUGGAAAGACCAAAACCCUGCUGCACCCACUCUCAAGCGUGGUCGUUCGCCUGAGGAUGAGGGCGACAACGACCGACAGGUGAGUCCAAACUGCCCACGUCUGUUUUAA
This is a messenger RNA of Heterobasidion irregulare TC 32-1, 657 nucleotides long. RefSeq lists its product as uncharacterized. Bases 1 to 657 code for a protein of 218 amino acids. Gene Ontology annotation, molecular function: RNA cap binding. The transcript has 4 exons. Lineage: Eukaryota; Fungi; Basidiomycota; Agaricomycetes; Russulales; Bondarzewiaceae. The record is from RefSeq and is a predicted model, not a curated record. Gene Ontology annotation, cellular component: nuclear cap binding complex. Gene Ontology annotation, biological process: mRNA cis splicing, via spliceosome.